UCGUGCGUCGCCUAGGAAACGGGAGCAUCCGCGUUGCCUCUGGGAGACCCGCCCCUGCCGCUCCAACCGCACUCGCGGGCGCUGCCCGUUAAUGGCGCGAGGGAGUCCCGAGCUGGAUCGGCUGCUGGCCUCUUCCUCGCCCCGGGGCCCCUGGCGAGUGCCUCUGUGACCCAGGGAACCGGCGGGCGCUCGCUGCUCGUGGCGCCGACACGGGCGCAAUCCAGGAGGCGAAGUAGGGCAGGGAGCUUCCGCCCCGAGGAGAGCCCGAGAGACGCGAGCCCUGGGACCCUCUCCGGGUCCUUGUCCCGCCGCCUCUGCCUGCCUCUCCCAGUCCUGCCCGCGCCCUCCGCCCGGGACUUGUCUCCUCACGUCGGCUCCUUGCCCUUCUCGGGAGCCUACUCUUCCCUGGGCUCCUCCCGCCCCCUCCGGGGACCCCUCCCCCCUCCCCACGCCUUCCCCAACUCGGAGGCCGGGCGGAGACCGCCCGCUUCUGCCACUCAAUGGAGGACGGUCUGCUGGAGAUCAUGACCAAGGACGGCGGCGACAUGCCGGCGCCUCUGGAGGUGUCCACCGUGCCGGCCGUGGGGGACGUGAUCUCCGCGGAGUACAACAGCGGCAUGAAGGAACUGAUGGAACACCUGAAGGCCCAGCUGCAGGCCCUGUUUGAGGACGUGAGGGCCAUGCGGGGGGCCCUGGACGAGCAGGCCUCGCAUAUCCAGGUGCUCUCGGACGACGUGUGCGCCAACCAACGGGCCAUCGUCUCCAUGUGCCGGAUUAUGACCACCGCGCCUCGCCAGGGCGGCCUGGGUGUGGUCGGCGGCAAGGGGAGCUUCCAGGGCGCCCCCCAAGAGCCGGGGAUCCCUUCGCUUGGGACUGGAGACAGCAGCUUGCUGGGUCGCGAUCCCGAAGACGAGGAGGGCGACGACGACGAAGAGGAGAAGGAGGUGCCCAGUCCCGCCGCACCCACCAGUCACUGUGAGCGCCCCAAGAGCCCCUGUGCUGGUCUCCUUGUGGGGGACGGGCCACUUGUGGAGCCCCUUGAUCUGCCCGACAUUGCCCUGCUGCAGUUGGAGGGCGAGGCCACCCUGUGAGGGGACUCCGCGUGGCACUACCUUCCCGGGCUGGCUUUGGGUUUCCCGGUGCAUGACGCGAGGGGAUUGAACGGCGCGGUGCAGCAUACUUCACUCCGACGGCUGCUCUUGUUGGUCAGACUGAGAGAGACUCCCCUGAGGAAGGAUUUGUAGGGUGAAGACUUUGGGAGCAUCAGUAAUUCUUUCUGCCAAACCAAGCGAGACUUUGCAAACCGCGGAAAGGUGAGGUUCCGGGAGAAGAAGCGCCCCCCAUCUCUGGACUCCCAACCAUCCCCUACCCUACCCUUGCCCCCUCCCCAGCCAGCUGGAGAACUCCUGAAUUGUGUAAAUAAAAUUCUGCUUUUUCUAUUCUGAAAAA
Molecule: messenger RNA, 1449 nt
Organism: Choloepus didactylus (southern two-toed sloth)
Lineage: Eukaryota; Metazoa; Chordata; Mammalia; Pilosa; Megalonychidae
Gene: CCDC184
Product: coiled-coil domain containing 184
Exons: 1
Coding region: 501-1091 (196 amino acids)
Cellular component (GO): cytoplasm
Source: RefSeq, a predicted model, not a curated record